Messenger RNA from Talaromyces atroroseus, 1335 nucleotides. RefSeq lists its product as hypothetical. The transcript is spliced from 2 exons. The record is from RefSeq and is a predicted model, not a curated record. Bases 1 to 1335 code for a protein of 444 amino acids. Lineage: Eukaryota; Fungi; Ascomycota; Eurotiomycetes; Eurotiales; Trichocomaceae.
AUGACUUCCACCAACGUUCUCCGAGAAUUCUCAUCACAUCUCACCCUCCGUAGCUGCGUGCAGUGCUCUUCGACCCCCGUUUGCAAUUGUUCCUCUGACGAGACUUGCGUCGAAUCCAGCCGAACUUGUAACGCGUGCCCGACGACCUCUUGUGUGCCAUCGGCUUCAACAGCGACAUCUUCACCUGGUUCCUCGGGUGGUGGCUCAAAUGCCGGAGCCAUUGCUGGAGGGGUUAUCGGUGGUAUCGCUGUUAUCGCCAUUGUCAUAUUCUUACUCUGGUGGUUUAUGAUUCGAAAGAAACGCCAGGCUCGGGCUGCCGCCGCUCAACAGGAAAACUCCGUCCGCCAUGAACGAAGCAGAUCCAUGCAGUCAAUUGCUUCGACCGUGCUUACUCGGGCUUCCAAUGUCAUUCAAAUCGCUUAUAUACCCGGAGUCACCAAUCGCUCGGCUCCAGACACCCCUGGAACGCUUGUGCCUCCAGUGCCGCCUAUCCCAAGCACGCAUGCUUCUACUGCUUAUAGUGGUGACCAGUAUCUUUUCACCCCAAGCGAUCUCCGCGACUCACGAUACUCCAACGCAACUCAUGAUCGCCGCAGCAUUGCCACCAGCCUGGCUCGCAGCAGUGUGGCCACUACUAUUUACAGAAAUGAUGCCGUUGUCAGCCCGAUGCCUGCUCUGCAAGCUCGCGCUGGUAAGGCCGCCAUGGUCAGCGUGAAGACGGGAAAUGGCACGCCUAGCGAUGAGCUUGCAUUGAACCCCAUUGACGCUCCAGCCGUGCCUGCCAUAACCGAAGCGCAAUUGCAGAAGGCGGGCAGAGUCGGGCCCCAACUGAGCUCCAUCGUCGCUCGAUCCGUUGUCGCUCGGCCUGUGAAUGUGAAGGGAUCAAAGCCCAAGGUACCCACCGUAACAGAGGAGGUGGACUCGGAUAGCACAGAAUCAGUUGCAUCGCAUACACGGGCCAAACGCUUCAAUAAUCAAGAUUCAAAAUUUGACGACUCCUCGGAUGAAGAUAGCAGUGAUGAUGAAAAGGGCGAUGCAACCGAAGCCAUGGCUAAUAGCAUUCAAAUCGGCAUUUCGCCUGCUACAAAUGAGGGCCCAUUCGCCGAUGCACAUGCAGCAGGAACCCCAGCAGUUACCGUCAGUACUACAAACACAACGAACACCACUUCAUCUACACCAUCGGCCGCGGCUGAGGCCGUAACCACGUCGCACACAAGUAGUGAACGACAACGAUCAAGCAUUGGAUCAAGUCGAAUGCUAGAAAAUACUAUUUAUCAGGACCCCACCACAGAACGAUCAGCAAGUCCAUUUGACGACCAUCAUGAAGUCAAAUAA